Molecule: messenger RNA, 2622 nt
Organism: Besnoitia besnoiti
Lineage: Eukaryota; Apicomplexa; Conoidasida; Eucoccidiorida; Sarcocystidae
Product: protein disulfide-isomerase domain-containing protein
Exons: 8
Coding region: 1-2622 (873 amino acids)
Cellular component (GO): endomembrane system
Molecular function (GO): glucosyltransferase activity
Source: RefSeq, a predicted model, not a curated record
AUGACCGGGGCGCGGAGCAAGCCGGUUUCAGGCGGGGGGGGGCCUGUGGCUUCAGGCUCCGCGCUUCGCCGCCGUCCGGGUUUUUCCUCGUUUCUGCCGCUGCGCGUGCGAGCCUUUGCCAGUCGCGUGCAACGCUACUUCAGUCUGAAGUCGCUCUCUGUGUUUGUUGUCGUCCUCGGCGUGUUUUACUACCUCGGUCAGCAAAGGCUCUUGACCGUCUCGCACUUCUCUUUCCUGACCUCGGGUCUGGGGCUGCACUCCGCAUUCAACGUGCCCGUGCGGCACUUUUCGUUUUCUCUCCACUCCGACAAGCGUCCCAUCGCCGAGGCAGAGAAGCGCGCAGUCGCCGGCGCAGACUUCAAGGUCUCAUGGAGCACCGAGCCCAGUCUGCCAGUCGGCGCGAGGAUCACGACGCACGUAGUCAGCAAGAAGAACGGCGACUUCCUGCUGCGCUUCCGCGUCCUCGACAGCAUCCCGGCUGGAUACACGCUCAAAGCCAAGGCACUGUACACGGGAAAAAACUUCGAAAAAGCGAUCGUCGACCCCCUCGUGGUUCGGAUCCCUGGACCAGUUCUCGCCCCUACAUGCGCCUGCCCGGCCGCUGCGUCCGCGUGGAAAGAAGCGCUGCAGUGCCCGGAGACCUUCACGCAGCUCGAACGAGAUUUCGCGAAAUUUCCGGUGAUCGACCUGGAGCGGCUGCGCAAGGAAGGCCCGGCGUUCGCGGAGCCCAACACGCUGAAGACGGUCAUCCACUAUGUAGUCAAAGACAACCAAAUCUUCCGGCGGCACUUCGGUCCUCUCCCCGGCUUCCAGUACUUCAUCGAUCUCGUCCUGAGCUACCUGGUCGCAGCUGUCCAGCUUCCCGAUGUCGAGUUCUUCGUGAAUCUGGGUGACUGGCCUCUGGAGAAGCGCCAGUCCCCCGACGCACUGCCGCUCUUCUCCUGGUCGGGCUCCGAGGACUCCUCGGACAUCAUUCUCCCGCAGUGGGACGUCUCCAAGACCAGCACGCUGGGCCUCGGCAAGGCUUAUCCGGAUCUGCUGAGCAUGCAAGAGAACUCUGGGCUGCCGCUCUCUGAGCGCAUCGCGAAGGCGGUGUUCAGAGGCCGCGACAGCAACGAGAUUCGCGUGAAGUUGGCAGAGCUGGCUCGGCAGCACCCCGAUUUGCUGGACGUGGCCAUCACGAGCUGGGAGAAAGACGAGCACGCCGAGCAGGAAAAAAAACUAGGCGGCGGAUACCGUUCCCGCAUCCCACUAGAAAAAUUUGGAGACUACAAGUACCAGCUCUUGGUCGACGGCAGCGUCGCUGCCUACAGAACGCCUUACCUCCUCAUGACGGGAAGUCUGUCACUGAAGCACGACUCGCCGUACUACGAGUGGUUCUACGCCGACUUGAAGCCCGGCGUCCACUACCUGCCGUUCAAGCGUGAUCUCUCUGACCUCGUCGAGCAACUGAAGUGGGCGGAGGCGCACCCUGAAGACGCGCAGGCGAUCGCGGACCGUGCGCGCAAGUACGCUCAAGAGAAUCUGACCCCUGAGAAGAUCUUCUGCUACUACUUCAAGGCUUUCGAGACCUACGCAGCUCGACAGAAGGGAACUCCCACGGUCACAGAGGACAUGGCCAAAGUGGAGCCUCCGGCGAGCGACGCAACCUGCGCGUGCGACUCGAAACACCCGCAGGAAGCGAAGAAGAUCUCUUACCCAGUUGUUCCCCUGACCACCAGCAAUAUUGCUAAAGUCCUGGGAGAUGCCCAGACGGACGUCGUGAUCGUCUCAUAUUCGUCGUUCUGCAACCGCAGCGCAUCCUUCAUGCCUAAGUACUUGAAGGCCGCGCAAGCGUUUGCUGCGAAGAAGGCGCCCGUUCUGUUCGCAGCGGCGGAUGGCAACACCAAUACCUUUGCACCUCCUCACAGGUUCUGUAAUUACGCGUCGCAGCCAAGAGUUAUUUUCGUGCCACAGGGCAAAGGACAAACCGGCGAAGACGUGCAGGUCAUGGAGGACCCUCUCACCGUGUUCAACACAGUGGCCUUCGUAGCGAAGCAUGUGGCGCCGGAGUUCCGCCCAACUGUUCCUGAAGAUCCCCCGGAGCUUAUGUCGCAGCCGGUCCCCACAGACAACUCCAAGCCCGUCAAGAUUGUCGUCGGCGCGACUUUUGACAGCUUUGUGCUGGACAGCGACAAGGAUGUGCUUCUCGAGGUCUACGCGCCUUGGUGCGGACACUGCAAAAGCCUGAAGCCGACCUACGAGGAGUUUGCGAAGCUGGUGUCUCAGUCUCCGUCCGCGUCCAAGUCUCUCGUCGUCGCCAAGAUGAACGGGACAGAAAACGCGACCCGGCACAAGCAGUUCUCGUGGACUUCCUACCCCACAAUCUGGUUGAUCAAAGCCGGCUCCAGAACGCCGACGCCGUUCACGGGUCCGCGGACGCUCAGGGGCUUUUACGAUUUCAUUCUGAAGCAUGGAAGCAACCAGUCGCUCAGCAUCGACGGCAUUCCACCGCCGGAGCCCGAGUUUCCCUCCGGCCCCAGUGCCGCUGCAGAAGUCACCGCCGCCAACUUCGAGCAACUCGUCCUCCACAGCGCCAAGGUAGGCGCGCCGGUCCUCGACGCACAUGAGAAAGGUUCUUGA